AUGCAGCUGGCCUUUCCCAUCGCCAAGACGGGUGCUCACAGCAAAGCCGAUGAGAUAGAUGAUUGCCUCGUCGCAAAGCGGCUGUUACUCCAUAACCACAUCGUCAACGAAGUAGGUACAGCGUACAGCGUACAGCGUACGGAUACGUCGACCAAACUACCAACACCCAGCAGUCACACCGUUCCACGUCUCUGGACGCACCAACUCGUCAUCUUCGGACGACGUGGUCGAGUUCUCAAGCGAAUAGGAAGAUCUUCGUCGGCCCACCCACCAAUGGGCCGGGCGAUGACAUUGGAUCUUCAGCCCAUCUUUACGCCCCCUGAUUGGCUUAUGACUCCGGCGUUUCAAGAGUUUCACAACCCAAGCAUCGACUCCACUUUCGGCCGCUGUCCCUGCGUAAGCGGCUUCAGUCUACCCUGGGGCCGGCGGAUCAUGCCUAGUCUUGGAAUCUUGGCCCACCAUGACAAGUGA
Sodiomyces alkalinus F11 is the source of this 471-nucleotide messenger RNA. RefSeq lists its product as hypothetical. The record is from RefSeq and is a predicted model, not a curated record. NCBI's taxonomy places the organism in Eukaryota, Fungi, Ascomycota, Sordariomycetes, Glomerellales, Plectosphaerellaceae. The transcript is spliced from 4 exons. Bases 1 to 471 code for a protein of 156 amino acids.